AUGGCCGGGCUGCAGCCCGAUAUUUAUGCAGCCAUCAGCAUCACUUGGGUCGCGGCCUUUCUGGCCCUCAGUCUGCGACUCAAAGCACGACGAAUGACCAAAAUGAACCUCUGGUUCGACGAUUACUUCGCCAUUAUCGCACUGAUCUUUGUAUCAAGCUACUGUUCAGUUACAAUCUACUGGACGCAUAGCUACAACCUCGGCCAAUCCAUCCUCACGAUCGAAGACCCAAUCGAAGCGAACCGUAUCCAAGACCGAUCGCGACUUUUACUCUGGAUCUGCGAACUUCUCUACGCCUCGUCGAUUGCAUUCUGCAAACUCAGCAUCCUCUGCUUUUACUGGCGCGUCUUUCAGUACACCUCGAUUCGAUACGCCAUCAUUGGCUUACUUGUCGCUGUGAGCAUAUGGAUAACUAUUCGAACAUUCAUGGUCAUCUUUCACUGCGUGCCGAUUCGAGCAUAUUGGGAUAAGAGCAUACAAGGCGCUAAAUGCCCAUUUAACGAAGCUAAUUUCUUCUUUGCCACGAUUCUUAUACAUACGACUAUGGAUUGUGUUAUCUUGAUUUUACCGGUCAUCGAAGUUAUGAAGAUGACACUGCCUUUAUCGCAAAAGUUGGCUGUUGUUGGACUAUUUACAUCUGGAACCAUGUAG
Molecule: messenger RNA, 651 nt
Organism: Fusarium verticillioides 7600
Lineage: Eukaryota; Fungi; Ascomycota; Sordariomycetes; Hypocreales; Nectriaceae
Exons: 3
Coding region: 1-651 (216 amino acids)
Source: RefSeq, a predicted model, not a curated record